AUGAAACGCGCCUUAGUCACGUUCAGCAACAACUUCUUGACCUUCAGCGUAUAUAUCGGCCCAGAUCUGUAUUCGAUUCCUGGCCUGACGGUUGACUUCAAUGUCCCUCAAACCACCACUCUUGGUCUCACGCUGUACGUUCUUGUUCCACGAGAUGACGUGCUUGGCAUUUUCUGGCUUCACCGCGUAGUGGAUGUCGUUCGCCCUUCAAUUGAAGGGACUGUAAUCUUCAAAGCGGUCUACACGACGAGGCGUGGUAAAAACACAGGAGUUACUACAAGAGAAGUGGUGGAACAAGAAUGCUUGAAGAAGGUGGUGGUAGGAGGCAAAGACGCGUCGUUAUUUGCUUUACCUGGCCUGGAUGGCUGGGCCGACCCAGAUCCUGGAUCCGGGUCAGAAAGCCGCCAGUUUUGGCCCCCAGAAGCUCUCACCAAACUUUGUCCGGCAAAAAUCCGAAAAUCGGUCCUCAAAUAUGCAACUUUUGGGGCUCAAAGAAAAUAUUGCCGAGAGGAGUCAGAAAUCCAAAUCGGGACUGAUAUUGGCUCAGAUGUCAUGGCGAUGGCGUCAGCGCCAGCCCAAAAUAUGCUAACAUCCGGACAAAGUUCGACGACGUUUGGACCCAAAAGAGUUUGUAACGUAAGAGGAGAAAAGGCACAAAGUCCGAACUGA
Desarmillaria tabescens is the source of this 669-nucleotide messenger RNA. RefSeq lists its product as uncharacterized. The record is from RefSeq and is a predicted model, not a curated record. The coding region runs from base 1 to 669 and encodes 222 amino acids. NCBI's taxonomy places the organism in Eukaryota, Fungi, Basidiomycota, Agaricomycetes, Agaricales, Physalacriaceae. The transcript has 6 exons.